UAGCGAGGUCGUCUGUCCCUCAUAGAGAACACUCCAGUCAUUACUCGAAAAAGUAAUCCCGUUACAAACCCCGACCAACAGGACUGAGUAUCAAACCGAAGCGCAUCGCUAUUGGACGCAGUGAGGGUUGGACUCGAGCACCCCGUUUGCUGUUAUUCAAACGCAGGGAGCGCGUGCGGCCAGUCGCUCCUCGUUGCGCGCUGGAUAUGGAUCAGGACUCUGCGCGCUUCCCCACUGUCUCCCGCGGACAGGCUGCACUCUGCGGCGCAUAAAAGGUUUCCAAAUGAACCGCCGCCCUCCCGGCUCCUCCGGCGUGCAAUGGCUUAACAGGAGAGACAUGAAUGUUCGGACGGAUGACAGCGUCACUCUGUGCCAAAGGGCUCUCCAAAUCGUUACGGAACUUUGUCUCGCGGGACACGUAGACCGGGAGAAAUGUUCGGAUAUAUUCCCCCUUGAGAGCAACAUACCAGGUAAAGGACACGCAGACAUCUCUAUUAGUCUCCUUGCUGUGGUCGUGGGUUUCUGUGGCCUCGCCCUGUUGGUAGUCUCUCUCUUUGUCUUUUGGAAGCUGUGUUGGCCCAUCUGGAGGAGCAAGGCUCUGUCAGCCCACGCUGAAAAUGUGCUCCGUGGGGGUUUCCCCGAGGCACCCCCACCCAACUCCCCCCCGGUUACUGAGUUUAAAGUGGCGGAGGUGGAAAAGAAACAGCCGCCUGAAGUGAAGGUGAAUGGACGGAGCUCAGUCAAGCUACUGGAGGCAGCCAUGAAGAUCAGCCAAACGUCUCCAGACAUCCCUGCCGAGGUCCAGACAGCUCUGAGGGAGAAGCUCAGCCAGCAGGCUAAAAUCCAGAGGCAGACCACCGAGCCAACCUCCUCCUCCAGGCACAAUUCAUUCAGGCGCCACCUGCCUCGUCAGAAGAAUGUCACCAGUGUUGACUUCACCAUGGACACAGUGCCUCUCCGCCAGUCCUCUACUGUCAGCAUUGGAAGAAUAAAACCUGAACUCUACAAGCAGAAGUCUGUGGACUCAGAAGAGGCCAAAGAGCCUGUGGAGACUUGUGGAAAGCUAAGCUUUUCGCUUCGUUACGACUACGAGGAGCAGGCUUUGGUGGUGAGGAUCCUGAAAGCUUUGGAUCUGCCUGCCAAAGACUUCACAGGCACCUCUGACCCGUAUGUGAAGAUCUACCUGCUACCCGAGAGAAAGAAGAAGUUCCAGACUCGAGUUCAUCGCAAGAAUCUAAACCCCACAUUUGACGAGACCUUCUGUUUCCCCGUAGUAUACGAUGAGCUUUGCAACCGCAAGCUCCAUUUCAGCGUCUACGACUUUGACCGAUUCACCAGCCACGAUAUGAUUGGGGAGGUGGUUGUGGACAACCUCUUUGAACUCUCUGAUCUUUCCAGGGAGGCGGUUGUUUGGAAGGAUAUUCAUGCAGCAACCACAGAGAGUAUCGAUUUGGGAGAGAUCAUGUACUCGUUGUGCUACCUCCCCACAGCAGGGAGAAUGACCCUAACAGUCAUCAAAUGCAGAAACCUCAAAGCCAUGGACAUCACAGGCUCCUCAGAUCCAUAUGUGAAGGUCUACUUGAUGUGUGAUGGACGGAGGUUAAAGAAACGAAAAACAACAAUUAAGAAAAGCACACUUAAUCCGGUGUACAACGAGGCUAUCAUCUUCGAUAUUCCCCCGGAGAAUGUGGAACAAGUCAGUCUGUCCAUCAUGGUCAUGGAUUAUGAUCGUGUUGGACACAAUGAGGUGAUUGGCGUGUGUCGUACGGGGCCAGAUGCUGAAGGGCUCGGACGAGAUCACUGGAACGAAAUGUUGGCUUAUCCACGGAAGCCCAUCACGCACUGGCAUGCUCUAGGAGAGGAAAACACAGUGGCCUGGAAGAGCAGCAAGCUUUGAGAGUCAAGGUUCAUGUCCUUCACCCAAACCUCCACAUACACCCUGAUGAUCACAGGUGGAGUGCCAGCAUCACCUCUGUAAGAAACCAGAUGUUUGUUUGCCGACAAGCUAUGUUGCCUAUCACCCUUUUGAGCGGAUUGAAUUCAUGUUUCUAUGUUUGUACUGAAAUUUAUUCAUUUGAAUGCAAGUUCUUCAAGUGCUCUACAGAGAUGGCUAUGCACAGCACUCACAGUCAUUCAAAGUUUGUUUUUCAUACGUGUGCUUUGGAAACGUAUUUGACUAACAUUUACACAGACCACAUGAAUGGUAGGCCUCACUGCAACAAGUUGUGGUGGUUAACUUGCAGCGUUAUCAGUUUUUUUCAGUAUCAGAGCAACAUUUUUCCAGCCCUCAAGCUCUUUAGUGCGUUACCAUUUUAGUUUGAAAUGGCACAAAGUUUAAGGGCUAUGCUGCUCAGUACCACAAAAAUAUUUACUUGAUGAAAAACACUUGUGGAAUCAAGCGAGUCAUGCUCUAGGUUUUAUUUGGGAAUGCAGGUAACUGAGCCUCUGCAAGGGCUGAGAAAUCUCAGUAAAUAUAUCAGUCACAGCUGUCACAGAUGUGUAAAACAGAAUAGCCAUCACUCUGCAGGACUCUCAUAUUUGGAGAAACAGUAGCUGGUUCAUGUAGCAUAUGUACAGAAAGAUCAAAUUAAAGUGUGUCUAAAUGAACUUCAGACUAAAUUGGUUUCUUAAAAUUGGCCACAAUGAAAUGACAAAUUCAGCUUUAUUUUUGUACACACAGAACAACCUUAUUUCAUAACUGCAAACACAAGCAGCAGUAUUAUUUAGAAACAAUUAAACUUACCCUCUAAUUAGUCCAGUAACACUGAUAUUGAAACUCCCACGUUCAUUAUUGUAGGGUGUUCACUUCAGAACGCAUGGAGAUGACCGCUGUCGUGGACUGUGAGAUUUGGCAGUUCGUUCCCACUUGAAUGUUCAUUUUCACGCAACCACAGGCAGGUUUUGUAAACACAUCUGUUUGUCCUCUGUGUAAACUUUUGAUGUGCAACAUUAAAAAUAAAACUGUUGUUCUUUUUAAACAUACAUAAUGAAGCAUAGUGAACAGAAUAAAAAAGUAGUGACAUCUUAGAUUUCUUAUAUUAACAGUAAUAAUUAGGCAAAUUAACCUGUACUGGAGUACAAGAAUAAUGCCGCGCCGUCUCCAUAUAUCAUUAAUUUAUAAGGUUGCUAAAUUUUUCUUUGGGAGACGGAGCUUUAGCUGCAAUCUUUUAGCAUUUGAUUGCGCUUUUAGGAUCCCUGCAUUAUAUUGACAUUUUAAAUCGAGUCAGUGGGAAACAUUAAAGAGUUAGUAUUUUAAAUACUCAGAUAGCUAGCAUAGUUAAUAAGCUAGCUGCAGCCGCUAAUAGUAUAAAAGAUCAACAUAGCUGCUGUGAAGCCUCGAGGUUCACAGUGUUACACAGUCGCUGAGAUUGCCGUGGCAUUAGCCAAGGAGCAUACUCUAGUUAACCUGCCUUUUUAAUUAAUAAUUUACCAAACUAUAAUUUACCAAAUGAACUUCAUGUUUUAUUCACUAAAGCUUGAAACUAGUUACUGGUCAAUCAAUUGAGAAGGGCUCAGCUUAAAGCCACUACUGCUCAUCAAAAGAAAAGACUAGAUGCAUUUUGGCCAUGUCCGUGUUUGGGUCGGACCAAGGACACACGAGGUGAUGUUUCCCUCCCGACCCCAAUCUGGGUAAGUGUCAGAGGAUGGAAAUGAAACCUGAAAAAUAGUUCUGAGACUUAGAAUAACCAUAAAUGACAAAUACAAUUCUAAAUCCCAUUUAUGGGUCGGAUUGUUUGGUUAAGGUCAUUAUAAACCAGAUUACCUACCCCUGCUGAAACAAUUUUAGCAAUUUUAAAACAAUGCAUGUUUAAAGCAGCUGCACCUUGGCUGAACUUGUCAGAGAAACGAGGCCACUGUGGAGCUGCCUUGGCCUUACUUCUACAUUCAUGGUUUAUACUGUCUACGGCUCCAGCUGAUAAAGUCUGCAGCUGUGUCUGCUGGUGGCAGCUGUGUUUCAGGUGAUAAGAAAAAAGAAAAUCUUGUAAAUUUAAAUGGCUUGACAGGUAUAAUAGUCAGCAAGGAGUAGGUGUUAUUGAACAGUUAAUUUAAUUUUAAAAAGUGCAGAAGAUUAAUACAAACAGUGGCUAACACACACACACACACACACACUCAAAUAUUUCCAUAUAUUAUGAAUAUUUUUACAAUAUUUUAUAUUUUUAAGCCACAUGAAAUAAACCACAGAACAUCAUCUCAGAUUUUCCUGUGAGUAAUAACUAAUAAGAACCCAACAUAGCAAAUAGAAAAAGGCUAUGUACUGUUAUCUUACUUGCAAAUGCAGUUAAUGAUGCUCUUUUCCCCUUGCUCUGUCCUUUGUGUUAAAAAAAAAGAGAAUAUUUUUACUUGUAGCAUGCCUCUCACCACUACAAAAAAAUUAAGCACUUAUCGGGGGAAAUGCGAAUAUGUCAGAGUAUUUCAGAUUAAAAAGUUUGUGUUUACAGUUGUAUAUAUCCAUACUUGUCAAUGGCACUUUUGUUUGUAUAUAUUGAAAAGUGAAUUCUAAAAAGCUGUCGUAAACUUAUGGAAAUAGAGACAUCACAAUGUAUUUCUAUUGUUUGGUGAUACUUUGAAGCGCUCCGACCUGUAAACGAGUGCAAUUUCGACACGUUCUGUAAUAGUUGUGAACAAUUAGUCAAACUGGAGACCCAGUGAAGCCAAUUCUACCUUACCGAGUUAUUCCAUGUUUAGGACCUUAGAGCUUUGAGCUGUAAUUGUUUAAGUAUAUAUGGACCGAGAACAACUUCGACUACUGUCAUGAUGUGUACAGUUUGUGAUAACUUUUGUAACAAUUUAAAGUAAAUAUUUGGGAUAUAAUUUAUUGUAUCUGUUUCAUAUGUAUUUUAAACACAUAAAUAAAAAAAAUAUCAGUAAAUAACAGUAUGUCUCACUCUGUCUGGGCAGGAAUUAUAUUAGUCUUCUAGUGGCUAAAGAAAUCAAAGUAUAUAAAAGGUGUCUAAAGUAAAAGGGGGCAUUCAUAAAAACCAUACUUGAUUUAAAUUUGGAAAAUCCCGAUGUGCACUGUGCUCCUUGAAGUACCAUUCUGACUAGAAUGGAGGAGUGAGACAAUGACACAGUGCAGAUCUAAUCUUUAAGUAACCAGAACGUGCUACAGAGAGGCAUGCAUAUAUAGCAAAAGUACUGGAGAGAUGCACAAGGAAACAACCUCGAAGGGGAUAGUGACCAAAGUGAAAUCAGGUAGAUUUCUUUUUUUAUAAUCAUAGUUUUUUUGUGUGUGUGUGAGAAAAUAAAGUUUUAAGAGGACUUUUUAAGGUCAUGUGGAAAAAUGAAGUACAGCCUUCUAUAAAAGCAGCAAUUCUAGUUAUUUGAUGGUCUGGAGCAUUCAGGUGUGUGUUAGAAAUUCUAAGGAUGAAAGACCUCAGUGAGGAUCUUAGCGAAGCAGCUGUUAAUGGCCAUCAGUCCAUGAAGGGUUAUAAUUUCCAAACAAUUUCAGCUCCAUCAUUUUACAGCGAAAAAGAUUAUUCACAAGUGGAAAACAUUCAAGACAGCUCCCAAUUUUCCCAAGAGUGCAAAUUCACACUAAGGUCAGGCCAUGCAGUGCUCAGAGAAAUUGCAAAAAUCCGAAGAGCUACGUUUCAGACCCUAUAGUCCAUAGUUAGCAUGUUAAAUGUUACGUUUAAACUUAGCGUGGCUUAGGUUUGCAAAGCUGCAUCUGAACAAACCACCAGACCUCUGGAGCAAUAUCCUUUGGAUACACAAGACAAAAAUGGUGAUAUCUGUAAAUUAAACAAAGCACAGUACCUUAUGUGGCAAAAAAAAUAAAUAAAUGGAGCAUAUCAGCACAAACUCUUUUAACUCUAUUAACUGCCAGGCACACUAGUGGAGGGGUAAUGAUUUGGGCUUGCUCUGGGUUUGAUUGUUCUGCAACCACAGGAGCCAGGCACCUCGCAGUCAUGGAGCAGACCACGAACUCCAGUCAGAUGUCGAGUCCUCUGUCCAGCAGCUAAAGCUUAGCUGAAUCUGGGCCAUGCAACAAGACACAGCAGCAAAUAUACAACAGAAUGUCUGAAAAAGAAAAGAAUCAAGGUGUAGCAGUGAUCCAGUCAGAAGUCCAGAGCACAGCCUGAUUGAAAUGUUGUGGUCUGGACCCUAAGAGAGCUGUGCAUAAAUGAAUUCCUACAAACUGAAACAAUACUGUAAAGAAGAGUUGGCAAAACUCCUUCACAACAAUGUGAGAACCUGACAGUCAUACAGAGAAGAAUUACUUAAUAAAGUUCUUCUACAAGCUAUUGCAUAACAGGGUGUUGUUCUUCACUUUUUGUUUUUCACAAGACUGCAGAGUGAAGGCUCUCUUUGGCCUGACUGUAUUUUGAGAAUUCAUCUUUGGAAAGAAAAGGUUCUGCGGGAACUGUGGGUUUAUUGAUAUGUUUGCUAGAAUGUAGGGAUUUCAACCUGAGCUUUAAACAAGUUUUUGAAACGUUUCAAAACUGGGUCGCAACUACAUCACAUACAUACAAGAGCACACACUGUCUUUAUACACAGGACCAACAAGUAUAGAAAUUACAUCUAUAUUGUUGCUGCAUUGACUGGUAACACUCAAGUGGUCAAAUUAAACUUGCUGAAGUAAAUAAAGCAGAAGGAAAUCUCUGAAG
This is a messenger RNA of Haplochromis burtoni (Burton's mouthbrooder), 6608 nucleotides long. It is a transcript of the gene syt10, whose product is annotated as synaptotagmin X. Gene Ontology annotation, molecular function: calcium ion binding; phosphatidylserine binding; syntaxin binding. The coding region runs from base 284 to 1897 and encodes 537 amino acids. Gene Ontology annotation, biological process: regulation of calcium ion-dependent exocytosis; cellular response to calcium ion; calcium-ion regulated exocytosis. Gene Ontology annotation, cellular component: membrane. The transcript is spliced from 8 exons. The record is from RefSeq and is a predicted model, not a curated record. NCBI's taxonomy places the organism in Eukaryota, Metazoa, Chordata, Actinopteri, Cichliformes, Cichlidae.